Molecule: messenger RNA, 2004 nt
Organism: Saccostrea echinata
Lineage: Eukaryota; Metazoa; Mollusca; Bivalvia; Ostreida; Ostreidae
Exons: 2
Coding region: 472-1986 (504 amino acids)
Source: RefSeq, a predicted model, not a curated record
AAACAACAUUUUUCCCCAUGAACCAUCAUCAAUGGUUACAGACAAACUGUGAAGGAAUCGACGAAAGGAAUUCUAGAAAGGGAGGGACUUAAUAUUCAACCCGACUUUGGAAUUUAAAGGAUCAUCGGUAUAACAAAACUUACGUAGUGGAUUACCGAGCGUUAAUCUUGGGUUUCUAAAGGAUCAGAGUCACUAUUGCAUGUUUGCCUGGAAGCUUGGACUAUUUGAUUCUGUGGCAAGUUUACCAAUAACACUGCCAGAGAUCUGGAUAAAUGUUUACACGAGACUCAAAUCUCUAAAUUCAUACAAACCUAAAUCCCUGGAAUUGAUCCCACGUACAUAAUUUUAAUGUUAGAGCUUCGACAUGCUAGUCAGAUGUUAGUAAUGGACACUUUAGUUGGACUAAAAAUGUGAAUGAUCUAUCGAUUGUUCAUUUCCGUUUGAAUUUUUUUACUUAAAAACGGCCAAAGAAUGGGGCCGCUAAUUGGUUCGUACCGUGAGGACGAUAAAGAGACUAUAAGUUUACCCCGAACUCCGCAUUCUAGGCGAACCAGAACAACAGACGACGGUCUGAUGGCAUUCGACUCAUCUUCCGAAUUCAGCUUCGAUGACAACCUUACGGACGAGGGGCGUUUGUCUCGAUCUUUACAGUCAUGGAUGCCCGAUUACACCAUUGUGCCCAUCGAGCCGAUGGUUAAACCUCCCAAACAACCAGUGUACUCGGGUCGACUUGGAAAAAAAUUGUCUUUGAAGCGAAUUCCGAGUGAUGAGUCGAUAGCAACUAAAUUGUCCUUGCUUUCAUGUUCAACAAGAGAUGUAUCACCCGAAGAACGCUCAAGUACCGCCACAAAACGGCGGCGUAAAAAGAAAAACUUAAGCUCUAGGGCUCCGUCUGCUGCAGAAAAGGUCGUAUCAAAAUGGGAAGAGUUCGCAAGGCAACGUGCCAAAGGUGCUCUGGAUAAAUUUUCGAAAACCCACAAUGCGAUGAGAAUGGACGUUGUUCAACGAUUUGAAGAUGACGAAAGUGAAGCAUUUCGUAUGAUGGAUAAAGAUGAAAAGAAGAUGUUGAUUUCAGUAGGAAUAAUAAGGAGUCGACUGUUUGCAGGACAACUUAAAAAGACUCCCAGUUUAAGUGAUGUGAGGGAUUCAUUCACUCCUUCACAACCUAGACAUGUUCAAAGAGCUUUAUCGGUUGGUGCUAAACCUCGAAGUCGUGGCAUUAAUUUGGAGGAAAUCAGAGAACAAAGAAUGCGAGAAAAGAUAGCCCUGAUGCAACAAAGACAACGUUCUCGAGGGGGAAGACGCUCUUUUCUCUCUCAUCGUCAGCUGACUCGAACAACACUAACAUCUAGCGCGGGAUCAGUGGCACCAGCGACGCCUUCACCUCGAUCUGGUUCUCCGGUCAAUCAGGAAGAGAAAGUAUCUGUAUGGAAGGGAGACAGACAAAUCUUGGAGAUGGAUUUAAGACGUGGUUUGACAAAACGUGUUCAGAAAAAGAUCAUGUCUACCACUAUGGCAAUUAAUUUAGUGACGGGUUACGGAGAAUCGAACGAACGGCAGACAGUGAUUGGUCGACAUGAGGAGUUUCCUUCCUACGUGGAGGAGGAUUAUUGUAAUGUGCCAAAAAUAGUACAGCGAAUUCGCAUUACGCCCGAUCUUAGCCUCGUCAUCAAGGACGAUAUACGCGUUCGAAUGGGUCGACCGCGUUAUCAUGAAAUAAGGAUUAAGGAUUUAGAAAUGUGGAAUAGAGGACAAGUAUUGAACAGAUCACAUAGAAACCUUAAAGUGUUCAACUGGCUUCACAGUCUAAAGGAAAGUGAUUUUGAUAAAGACAUAGAACCCUACAUUGAUGAUAGCGUUCCUGCUUCCCCUGAUGACGUAGAUGUUUUACACGUGGAAGCGGCGGACGAACCCGAUAUUAAACCUCUAUACAUGAAAAAAUUCAAUAUGAAAGGUUCUAAAAAGAAAAGUUUGAGAAAAAUAUGAUUAACAUGAUUUUAUACA